Messenger RNA from Guyanagaster necrorhizus, 2235 nucleotides. RefSeq names its product glycoside hydrolase family 15 protein. Gene Ontology annotation, molecular function: hydrolase activity, hydrolyzing O-glycosyl compounds. The coding region runs from base 1 to 2076 and encodes 691 amino acids. Gene Ontology annotation, biological process: carbohydrate metabolic process. Lineage: Eukaryota; Fungi; Basidiomycota; Agaricomycetes; Agaricales; Physalacriaceae. The transcript is spliced from 32 exons. The record is from RefSeq and is a predicted model, not a curated record.
AUGAACAUCUGCCAGCCGAAAACUAACCGUGACUACAUCCCUAUCUCAGACCAUGGCCUGAUCGGAAACUUGCAUACUGCGGCGCUAAUUAGCACUGACGGCUCAGUUGAGAGCUAUUGCGUGCCAAACUUUGAUUCCCCUUCUGUCUUUGCGCGGAUUCUCGACAAGGAUAAAGGGGGUCAUUUCUCGAUCACGCCGAAGGUUCCGUUUACCACUAAGCAGAAUUACCUUCCAAGUUCGAAUGUCCUUCAAACCAAGUUCAUGAAUGAGCAAGGCGUCAUUUCCGUCACUGAUUUUCUUCCUCGCCAGAAGGCAUCUGAAAGUCUCCCGACGACUGCAACUCAGCCUUUACUUCACUGGCUUAUCAGACGUGUCGAGGUAGUCAGAGGAGCGAUCCCUUUGUGUAUGCAAUGUGCCCCGGCCUUUGACUAUGCUCGUGUGGAACAUACCACUGCUAUUCAUGAGGAUACCUCUAGUGCCGUCCCUCAGAAGAAGGCCACAUUUGAGUCGAAGGAUUGCGCUUUAGACUUGAGGUAUGUAGUAGAUAGUACCAUGGAUAAUGUCGCCUGCCCAUCGGUCGAACUUCACCUUCUUGAUUUGUCGGACAAGGGGCAUAAAGGUCUUGGAGUAUGCGCAGACUUAUCGCUAGUUGAGGGCCAAUGCGUAUGGUUCAUUCUUCGCAUCCCACCAGCCAAAGCCGCUUCUGGAUACGAGGUUCUUGAGAUAAACGGUCUGCCUGCUGCAGCAGUAAGCGAUCCUCUCUUGACCAAAGAGCUCAUGGAUGGCUUGUUCCAUACCACAAUCAAAUACUGGGUUGAUUGGAUUCGGCAUUCAUCCUACAAUGGCUCGUGGAAAGAAGCCGUACAUAGAAGCGCUUUAGCAUUGAAGCUUCUCAUUUUUGAGCCAACAGGUGCCGUUGUAGCUAGCCCUACUUUCAGUCUUCCAGAAUACAUCGGAGGCACCAGGAACUGGGAUUACCGUGCAUCAUGGAUUCGGGACUCUUCAUUUACCCUGUAUGCACUCAUCCGGCUAGGAUUCACUCAUGAAGCAAAUGCUUACCUGGAAUUCAUUUUCGAACGUCUGCGCCACAAAAACCCCGAUGGCAGCUUGCAGAUAAUGUACACGAUCCAUGGGGGGAAGGAUUUAGAAGAGAUCGAGCUUAAUCAUCUCGAUGGGCACAAGGGUUCAAAGCCAGUACGAAUUGGCAAUGGUGCUGCAGAUCAUCUGCAAUUGGACAUCUACGGCGAACUGAUGGAUUGUAUCUACCUUGGUCAGAAGUUUGGUCGACCUUUGAGUUACGACGACUGGGUCCUCGUUCGUGAACUCGUCGAUUACGUUGUCGAAAACUUGAAGAACCCUGAUUUGUCCAUCUGGUUCGCCCCAUCCUACGAAGUUUGUCCUUCUAAUAUUUCCCGAUCAUUUAGGGAAGUAAGAAACAAGAAGCGUCAUUUCACAUAUUCCAAGAUAAUGCUGUGGGUGGCCAUCGAUCGAGGCCUGCGGCUAGCAGAUAAGCGUUCGCUUCCCUGUCCUAGGCGUUACAAGUGGCUAGAGGCCCGUGACCUUUUAUACGAAGAAAUCAUGCAAAAAGCUUGGAAUGUGGAGAGGCAGCACUUUGGGCAAAGCUAUGAGGAGACUCACGUCUUGGACUCUGCGUUGCUCAUUAUGCCACUUGUGUUCUUCAUGCAAGGGUCCGACCCUCGAUUUGUCAGUACGUUGAAACAGAUAUUGAAAACACCAGAGAGGGGUGGAUUGACAUCAAAUAAUCUUAUCUUUCGUUAUGAUGUACACAAAUCUGAUGAUGGUGUCGGUGGAGAGGAAGGGACUUUUUGUUUGUGUACGCUCUGGGGUGUCGAAGCUCUAACCCGUGCUGGGCAAUACGACCGGGCUAUGCUUCCCAAAGCUGUUACGAUGUUCGAGGACUUCCUUCAAUAUCUUAACCAUGUUGGUUUAUGCACCGAGGAGGUAUCCGAGGCAGGGGAAGGACUGGGGAAUGCUGUACAAGGAUUUACCCAUGUUACUCUGAUAUCCGCAGCGUAUAAUCUCUCUAGGACGCUAUCGAAGACUAAGCCUCUGUGAAUUUGGUGCAAUACAGUUUAUGAUUAUAAAAAUUAAAAAGUUAUUUACUCUAUAUACAGCAAACUCGGAAUAGGUUGUAAGUAAAGUAAGUCUAAGAAUCUACGAUUAUGUACGCGAUGUAUCAUGUAUAGGAAACGGAGCGAAGCAAUGAAAAGAGAC